Molecule: messenger RNA, 3497 nt
Organism: Tripterygium wilfordii
Lineage: Eukaryota; Viridiplantae; Streptophyta; Magnoliopsida; Celastrales; Celastraceae
Product: kinesin-like protein KIN-14R
Exons: 19
Coding region: 194-3388 (1064 amino acids)
Biological process (GO): microtubule-based movement
Molecular function (GO): microtubule binding; microtubule motor activity; ATP binding
Source: RefSeq, a predicted model, not a curated record
GAAAAUUCUCUCCAACGGUCAGGAAAGUUUUCGAAUUUUAAACGCUCUCGUCGAAAACCCCCAAUUUUUCACACUCUUUCCAUUUUCUUCAGAUCCUAAACGCUUUCUCGCUUCAAGAUACGCUAUUUUUCUCGCUGAAUCUAAUAGUUUUUCUCGUUUUUUCUAAACACACCCCCAAAAGCCCUAAUUUUCCAUGGAGGAUGUUCAAUCCGACACAUGUGAAGGGCCUGAAGGCCAAGAAACCCAAGCGCCGAUCCCUUUUGUGCCCGCGGUCUUUGAUUGGGAAAAAGACGUGAACUUGAUGCAAGAAAGCAGUGACUUCAUGGAAGAAGACCAGAAUUCCUUGGUCGAAUCGAUGCUUUGCGACCCCAAUACAAGGUUGAUUCCAUCUGGGUUUACCAGACCAGAUUGCACAGAUGAAUAUGUCAUGUUUGUAAAUGCUGGAGGUGAGUCUUCAAUUGAAGCAGAUUCCCGUAUCAAGUUUAUGGGUGACACAUAUUUCCAAGGAGGGACUCCAUUCAGAACAAAUGAGCAUAUAACUGAAGCUGGGGAUUACCAAUUUAUUUAUCAGUCGGCAAGAUUGGGAAACUUUAGUUAUCAGUUUGACAAUUUGCAUCCUGGAGACUAUUAUGUUGAUCUCCAUUUUGCUGAGAUUAUUAACACAAACGGCCCUAAAGGAAUGCGGGUGUUCAAUGUGUUCAUCCAAGAAGAGAAGGUUCUAGCUGAAAUUGAUAUUUUUUCUAUCGUUGGAGCCAAUAAACCAUUGCAAUUACUUGACACGAGAGUCUCCGUAAAAGAGAAUGCCAUGAUCCUUAUAAGAUUUGAAGGUGUUAAUGGUAGCCCUGUGAUUAGUGGGAUAUGUAUCAGAAAAGCACCAAAGGUGUCAGUCCCUUCAGCAACAAAAGAAUAUCUUAAAUGUAGCAAGUGUGCUGCUGAGAUAGAAGUUUCUUCAGCUCAGAAAAAACUUAUGCAAGCCAAAGCUACAUCCAAUUAUGAGAAGAAAAUACAACAGCUCACCCUUCAGUGCCAGCAAAAAACCAAUGAAUGCCAUGAGGCUUGGAUGUCAUUGACUGAGGCAAGUGAACAACUGGAGAAGGUUAGGAUGGAACUUGAUAACAAGACCUUUCGGACACGUUCUCUAGAUCAAACUGUGGAGAAACAAGCAGAAACUCUGAGGAAUAUCAAAAACAUGUACAAGCAUGAUAAGGAGUAUUGGGCGGUUGCAAUCAAUGACCUACAAGAAAAAAUAAAGACAAUGAAGAAAGAGCAUUCACAGCUCUCUCGUGAAGCGCAUGAAUGUGCUGAUUCAGUACCUGAGUUAAGCAACAUGGUAGCUGGAGUUCAGGCAUUGGUUGCACAGUGUGAGGAUCUUAAACUGAAGUAUAGUGAAGAGCAAGCAAAGAGAAAGGAGCUCUAUAACCAAAUUCAGGAGACUAAAGGAAAUAUCAGGGUUUUCUGCCGAUGCCGCCCGCUAAGCAAGGAGGAGAUAUCAGCUGGCUGUGCCACAGUUGUAGACUUUGAUUCUGCGAAGGAUGGCGAUCUUGGAAUUGGGAUCAGUGGCUCCACCAAAAAGGCUUUUAAAUUUGACCGAGUUUACACACCUAGAGACCAUCAAGUUGAUGUGUUUGCGGAUGCUGCGCCAUUGGUUAUUUCAGUGCUAGACGGCUACAAUGUUUGUAUAUUUGCAUAUGGCCAGACAGGGACAGGCAAAACAUUUACAAUGGAGGGUACUGAGCAAAACAGGGGGGUCAAUUACAGGACUCUUGAGAAAUUGUUUGAAAUUGCAAAGGAAAGAAGAGAGACGUUUAUGUACGAUAUAUCUGUUAGUGUUCUUGAAGUCUACAAUGAGCAGAUCAGAGACUUGUUGGCAACAUCACCAACGUCAAAAAAAUUGGAGAUAAAACAAUCUUCUGAAGGGUUCCAUCAUGUUCCUGGAAUUGUAGAAGCUAAAGUUAGUAAUGUCAGGGAAGUUUGGAGUGUGCUGCAGGCCGGAAGCAAUGCUAGAGCUGUAGGGUCAAAUAACUUGAAUGAGCACAGCAGCCGAUCUCACUGCAUGCUUUGUAUAAUGGUGAAAACCAAGAACCUGAUGAACAGUGAGUGCACCAAGAGCAAGCUUUGGCUCGUGGAUUUAGCUGGUAGUGAAAGACUUGCGAGAACUGAUGUGCAAGGUGAGAGGCUCAAAGAAGCUCAAAAUAUCAAUAGAUCCCUUUCGGCUCUUGGAGAUGUGAUAUAUGCUUUAGCAACUAAAAGUAAUCAUAUUCCAUACAGGAACUCCAAGUUGACUCAUUUACUUCAAGAUUCACUAGGGGGAGACUCCAAAACAUUGAUGUUUGUGCAAAUCAGCCCCUCUGAGAAGGACUUGAGCGAGAGCCUAAGUUCAUUAAACUUUGCAACUCGAGUUCGAGGGGUUGAAUUGGGUCUUGCAAGGAAGCAAGUUGAUACAAGCGAGAUGCAAAGGAUGAAAACAAUGCUUGACAAAGCAAGGCAGGAAUCAAGGUCCAAAGAUGAAUCUCUAAAGAAACUAGAGGAGACUCUACAAAACCUAGAGGGUAAGUCCAGAGGCAAAGACCAAAUAUACAAAAACCAACAGGAGAAGAUCAAAGAACUUGAAGGCCAACUUGAGUUGAAAACAUCCAUUCACGGCCAGUCAGAGAAGCAUGUCUCACAACUUUCAGAAAGAUUGAAGGGGAGGGAAGAGAUUUGCAGCAGUCUCCAACAGAAGGUUAAAGAACUUGAGGCUAAGCUUAGAGAACGGCAGCAGUCAGAGUCUGCAUCUUUUCAGCAGAAGGUUAAGGAAAUGGAGAGCAAGCUGAAGGAGCAAGUGCAAGAUUUCGAGUCUCAUUCUCUUAUGCUUCGACAAAAGAUUAAGAAGCUCGAGAAACAAGUUCAAGAGCAGGAGCAAAAUUCAGAGGCUGCUUUACUUCGCUCUAAGAUAAUGGAGGUUGAAGACAAGUUGAAGCAACAAGAGCUUCAAUUGCAGUGUAAGCUCAAUUUGUGUUCAGCCGAUGUGAUGGGGUUCACUCCUAGGGAAGGAAUGUCAUACACUAGAGAUGAAGAGUUGAUAAAAGAGAUUGAGCCUUGUAUACUACGGAGUUCAAACUCCAUCAACCGCCCAAUGAGUCAAGGGUCUAUAUUGCCAAAGGGAAGUUCACUAUUCAAUGAAACUAGAAAGAAAAGACAUUCCAGAAGUAGUGAAACAGAGAACAUUGCUACCACAACUAACAUGGGUAGAAAGUCUGAUCCCCCAAGAGUUGCCAGGGUCAUGAAAACAACAAAGCCAGUCACCACAGCUACUACACAAGGGCUUUUGAGUCACAAGAGAAGUAACAGAGACCAAGUACAGGGAAUUAAGGAGAGAGACAGCAAGAAGAAGAUAUGGUCUAGGUAGUAAAGUAGUCUAUCAAUUGAAGAUUCAAUUUGUUUGGUAGUUUUCUUAUUUCAGAUUCGUGUUACACUUGUAUCCAAAUUCUUGGAAUAUAUUAUUGCGUUGAAUUUGA